ACCUGCGAAGCCCCGACACUCAUAGUCACUCAUUUACAAACUACCAUACCCAAAGAUGCCAGAGAUCACAAAGGAGAUACAAUUGGACCCUUCCGUGAUCCCACCUUUAGAUCCUUCCUUGCUAAGUCUAUCAGAACAAGAAAAGGAGUUCCUCCAUGCAACGAUCUCGUCGGAUGAUGAGGCGUUGAAGAAGAAGGUAUAUGAAGUUCAGAAGAUAGCCUAUGCUCAACAUGCAUAUCCAUGCAUCCGAGCGUUCCAUUUUGUGAACCUCAUGAUGUCCGAGAAUCCAAUAUACCCAAGGGUUCUCGAAGCCGGGAAGGGCGGCAACACUUUGUUGUUGGACCUAGGAUGCUGUAUGGGCACGGACGUCAGAAAGCUCGUCUACGAUGGCUAUCCUGCGAAUAGAGUCAUUGGUUGCGACCUCCGUCAGGAUUUCAUCGAUCAAGGGUAUCACCUUUUCGGCGAUAAAGAUACUUCUCCGAUCCGUUUCUUUACUGGUGAUAUCUUCGAUGUCCCUGUCAAACUUGCAGAACCGUCCGGGAUCGUCCAGGUGGACACCUUCAAGAUCACCGGACUUGAGCAGCUGCGAGGAGCCUUGACUCACUUCUACGCCGGUGCAUUGUUCCAUCUAUUCGACGAGCCAACGCAAUACGAACUUGCUUGUCGGGUCGCGACAUUGGUGAAGCUUGAACCAGGUACAGUUGUUUUCGGCAGACACCAAGCUUUGCCUGAAGAAAGGCUGAUUGACGACCAUCUUGGAAGAACGCGAUACGGCCAUUCCCCUCAAUCCUGGGCGAAACUUUGGAUAAAAGUCAUUGGGGAACUACGCUCGCCAGAGUUUGCAGAGAGCCAUGUUAAAGUUGAAGCUUUUUUGAAUGAGGGAUUUAAUGUUCAUGUCUUUCAGGCUCGUCAUCAGACGCAUAUGCUUGUAUGGAGCAUAAAGAGUCCUAGAUUGUAAUGCUACAAGAUGAGGAGUGCUAAAGUGGAGAAAUAUGAAAUACGCGUACAUAAAACGACAAGGUGUGCUUAACACAUCAAUGAAAUGACUACAAAGCCCGUUUGCAGCCUG
This is a messenger RNA of Somion occarium, 1069 nucleotides long. The record is from the annotation of a GenBank genome assembly. Lineage: Eukaryota; Fungi; Basidiomycota; Agaricomycetes; Polyporales; Cerrenaceae.